CCCCAGUCGACACCUCAGCCUUCGACUGCACGCACCUGCCAGCUAUUUGCAAAUCAGUUGCAAAGGUGGCCAGCAGGUAGCAGCACUGGCGCCACAGGUGCAUCAUCACAACAACAGCAACAGUGCAUCGUCGGCGUUGGCGGGGUUAGCUCUUACGUGUGCAAAAACCUUUAAGGAGUGUAUGAAAUCCUCCUGUACUUGACUUUCUGGAGCCGCACGACAUCUGUACCAUUCUGAGGGUGUCGCCCGGGCCAUGGUGGAUGUGCUGACGGCGCGCGUGCAGGACAUGUACUCGACCUACGUCCCCAGGGGCGCGGCGCACGCCCCCGCGCCCCCGCAGCCCAUGACGGUGGCCGGUGGCGCCGCCAUCCAGGAUGACGGCAUCACGGGCAUCGCCAUGAAGAGGAUGGCGUCCUACCAGCGCAGCCAGCGCCGACUCGCCAACCAGGAGCUCACGAAGCAGAUUAGCGACAAGCGGCUCUUCCUGCUCAAGGACACGCCCUGGGACGUCCUGCACGAGAACUUGCGGCGCCCCCUCAUGGGGCUGGCCUGCAACGCGUGCAACGCCGACACGCGGGCGCAGGCUAGGGAUGUACAGGACAAGUCAGUCAGUUUGCGCAACAUCCUUCAAGAAGAGUUUUCGUCAAACACCUCAUUCCUAUCACAAACCUUCAAACACUUAGCUCAAGUUUACAAUGUGCGCAAGUUUGAUUAUCCUACCAUAAAUGAAUCUGUUUUGAAAGAUGAACGUCUUAGGGAAGCUAUCGCCCACACAGCAAGGGACCAAUGCAAUCAGAGAGGAGAAACAAGUGAAGAAGCUCUUGAAAAACUGGUCCGUAGUCAUGAAGUCCGUGCAAAGCGCCUUUUGGAUGAAAUGCGGUCUAAGCUGUCAGAUCUUUUGCUCAGGUUUACAUCUUGGGUUCUCUUGAAGUUGCUGCCUUGUUUUUUAACUUCAGUAGUGGUUCAUCCCAGCCAAGUAGAAAUGCUACAAAAGGCUGGGCGAAGCGGUUUACCUGUUAUUUUCCUACCUCUGCACCGUUCGCACCUGGACUAUAUCCUUGUUACUUUCAUCCUCUUAAACAUUGAUGUGAAAUCUCCAAUGGUGGCAGCUGGUGACAAUCUCAAAAUUCCAGUCUUUGGUGGCCUUCUUCGAGGCUUGGGUGCUUUCUUCAUCAAGAGACGAAUGGAUCCUGUGGCAGGGCGCCGGGAUACUGUUUAUCGUGCUGUCCUUCACACUUACAUGAUGCACUCCCUUCGUGCUGGCCAUAAUUUGGAAUUUUUUGCAGAGGGUGGACGCACUCGUACUGGAAAAGCUUGUAUGCCUAAAGGAGGGCUUCUUAGUGUUAUUGUGGAUGCUUACAUGGAUGGCACUGUUCAAGAUGCUUUAUUGGUCCCUGUAAGUCUUAAUUAUGAAAAACUUGUGGAUGGUAAUUUCACAAGAGAGCAGAUGGGUCAACCAAAACAAAUGGAAUCAUUUACUUCCGCUAUUAGAGGAAUAUGGAAAACCUUGACUUCAAACUAUGGUUCUUGCCGCAUUGACUUUAAUCAACCGUUCUCGCUUCAGGACAUGAUCAAGUCGUUCCAACAAUCUCAAAUCUCACAUUUGAGAAGAAAUGUGCUUGAAGAUGAUGAGGAAGACGUCCAAAGACCAAAGAAGCAUGAAAAAAAAAUCCUUCAGUCCACACCCUCUAGCUCCUCCUUGUAUGGGACAGAUGUGGUGGUAGAGGAGCACAGGCAACUGGUAGAGAGCAUUGCUAGGCAUGUGAUCCAUGAUUGCACUAAGUCUACAGCAGUCAUGACCACCAACAUUGUUUCAUUUUUACUGCUUUCCUCAUUCCGUGAUGGUGCUUCAAUUGAUGAAAUUGCAAUUGCACUGGAUUCCCUAAGAAGGGAAUUAGAAUGGGCUGGUCGUGAUUGUGGAUUUACUGGAAAUUCUUUGGAUGUUAUCAACUAUGCUGCUGAGCUGCUGGGUGAAGGUCUAGUGAAACGUGAGAGGCACAACAUAAAUGGAGAGGAGAAAUUAAUUGUCAAACCUGUCACAACUCUCCCCAAUGUAAUAGAGCUCUCAUAUUACAGCAAUGGUCUGUUAUCUCAUUUUGCUGUUGAAGCUGCUUUAGCCACUGCACUUAUUUCUCUUAUUGGAUAUAACCCUGUUGAUUCCUCUCAACCCUCUGAGUCAGUGAAAUUUACCUUGAAAGAAAUUAUGGAGCACUCAAAAGCAGUCUGUGAUAUUCUUCAAUUAGAAUUUAUUUUUGCCAAGCCUUGUCAAAAUCUUGACUCUGUUAUUAAUGAUGCUCUUCAAAGCCUGGUAGAAAAUGACAUUCUAGAGCAAGUACAGGAGAUGCUCACUGAAGAACAAGAAUGGAGUAACCGUUAUGCCAAAAAUAUAGACCAGGACAGUGAUGAAGAUUUUGAAGAAAGCUCAGGCCCUGAGUAUCGGGUUAAUUUAAAAAAUAAGGAAGCUAUGAAUAGAUUGCUCGGCCGCCAAAGCCUUAUUCAGCCUUUGAUAGACACUUACAUUGUAACAGCAAUGUCCUUGAGGUUCCUUGUUGAAAAAGAACUCACAGAGAGGGAUCUCAUGAAAAAGAUAUUGGGUGAAGUACAAUCACAUCUGGACGAAGGGUUUGUUAAAUGUGCGGAGAGCGUUUCAACAGACACUAUUAAAAAUGCUCUGAAACUGUUAGAGCGCUGGGACAUAGUGGAAUGUCACACCCAAGAUCGUGUCAAGUUGUACUAUUUAAGUUCCAAGUUUGACAACAUAGACAGUUUAUUAGAGGUUGUCAACUUUAUUGGAGAAUUCAAAAUUGACUUUCAUAGGGAUGAUUCGUGACUGGUUACUCCAUAAUUAAUAUGUGUUGAUUAGUUCAUUUUUUUCUUUUUCUUUAAAUAUUAAGACUGUGUUGCUGUAUUCGAAAAUGUACACUUCUUUCUCUGUGCACUGUCCGUUUCUAGAAAGCAACAAUGAUCAUUUAACUUAUUGUUCUCUGAAGGCUUUACUAGACUAAGUUAUGACUAGAAGAAAGAAGCCACAUGUUUGUGAAGUAUUUCCAGUUUUAUUUAAAUUCUUUUUGUUUGCACCCACCCCCUCUUUAAAAAAAAACAAAGAAAAACAUGUGUUGUUCUUGAAAAGGGUUGCUCAUAUCUCAAAUAUGUUGGGUCUACUGUAUCUUAGUUAUGUAGUGUACUUCAAAGACAAUAUACUGCAGGGUAGUACUAGAGCUCUUGAAUUUUGGUGAGAGUACAUAAUCAGCACAAUCCAAACAUAAUUGAUAUACACCUGCUCCUUUCUUUGAUAGAGAUGGGAAUAGUGUUUAUAUAGGGAGAUUGUCUGAGGAGGCAAAUGAAAAUUUCUUCUUUAAUUUAGGAUGUUAUUUUCUAGUCCAUCAUGAAGUGGAGUGUGAACUGAAUGUUUUGACUAAGUUUAAAUGUGUGUGAAUGUUAAAUGGUGUCUGAUAUUUUAUAUUUGUUUUCCAUGAUUGUGAGAUACUUGGCCACACUAUCUAAAAUAUUUUGAUGAAAUGAAAGGGAUAGAUUUUAAGAUAAAUAAGCUCAAUGGUCUUUAAUUUAUUUAUACUUGUUUACUUCAAUUCAUGUUAUUAGGAUUGAGCUGUGACACUAUGAAACCAAUUCUUAAAGUUAUGAUGAGCUGCUGCAGUGCUGCUGUGUAUGAUUUUAUUAUUAUUAAUGAAAGCAAAAUUAGGGCAGUCGGACAGUGAUACAAUGACUUCAAUAAACAAAACGCCUGCCAGUUCAAGACAUAUGUUCUGAGAAACUAGCCUAAUCAUAGUAAUUUCUUUCGUAUGGCAACUUUUGAUAUACUUAACCUGGAUUUAAUGAUUUUCUUCUCUUGGAUUUCCAUGUUGUAGUACCAAAGCAGUAGUGCAUACUGCUAAGAUAAUCAUGUAUUUUAUUUUUUGCAGAAGAGCCUUAAUUUCAAACUAUUUCUCUGACUUUCUGAAAGUGUUCAGAUGAUGUGCUCUGUGCAUUGCAAUUCAUUCACUUCUUUUCUAAACCCAUAAACAUUUUCUUUCAUUGUGAGCAUUUAAAUUUUGUGGAGCAUUAGUUAUUUUCUACAUUCCAUUGGUUUAGAUCCCUAGGUCAUGUCUGUGCACUAAUCUAAGGUGGAUAGCCUGCAAUUGCUGUGAACUUUUCCUGCACCAGAGCCAAGCCAUGCCGGGGGACAGUUUUAAGCUCUCUUAAUGUUGUUGGGUUGAUCAUGUAAUCACCAAACCUAUUUGUACCACAUAUAUUUUCCCUCUUGUACCAAAUCUAUAAUGUACUGAUGAAUGUAAUAUAUUUUUGUACCUCAUCCUCUCAAAUACACUCUUCAAUGUGAAAGGUUCUUAUGUUACACAAGUACCUGUCAACGUAUGGGGCCAAGCUAGCAGCCCGAGUUUCAAAAAAGUGCUCUUUUCUAUGUUUUGACUGUUAGGUAUAGGACUAUUAUACUGACAAUUAUCAAAUGUUCUGUAUGUUGAAUGUUUCUUAUCAGCCAAAUGUGUUGUCCUUGACAAUGUAACCUUCAACAUGACUUCAAUAAAUAAUAAUUAUGAAA
Thrips palmi is the source of this 4555-nucleotide messenger RNA. RefSeq names its product glycerol-3-phosphate acyltransferase 1, mitochondrial (gene mino). The coding region runs from base 254 to 2830 and encodes 858 amino acids. Gene Ontology annotation, cellular component: mitochondrial membrane. NCBI's taxonomy places the organism in Eukaryota, Metazoa, Arthropoda, Insecta, Thysanoptera, Thripidae. The transcript is spliced from 15 exons. The record is from RefSeq and is a predicted model, not a curated record.